AUGGACCAGAGCACGCGGGAUGCGGAGGACGCCGCGGAAGCCGGGCAUGCCUCAAGUACUGUGUGUCCGGCGGAUGCUGCGCUUCCCGCCGUUGCUGCGCUCCCAUCGGAUGCUGCGCUCCUCGCAGGUACCGUGCGACCAGAGAAUGCUGAGCACCCUAAGGAUGCUGUGAGUCUCAGGGUUAACGUUCAGGACCCCGAGCUCGCGUGGCCGCCCGCCCCGCACUCGUGUUCCCGCUGCCAGCUGCUCUACUGGCUAGGCGCUUUGCUGUUUCUGCUCGGGGUCGUCUGUGGCCUGAUCGUCCUCUUCACCCGUAUCCUGACCCCGCCGGCGCUCACAAUCCCCACCUCGACCACCCAGGGGACCUUAGAGAAGACUUCAAACCUGACAGGCACCCCUGUUUCCCUAAUUGGCCACCCCAUCACUACACGGCAGGGGUCUUCCGUGUUUGCCAAACUACAGACUAAAAAUGAGGCAUUGCUGAGCAAUAGGACCCUGAGGUGGCACAGCCAACACGGAGCUGGGAGCACAUACCUGUCCCAGGGUCUGAGGUAUAAUGACGACAAAAACGAGCUGGUGGUGGACCAAGCUGGUCUCUACUAUGUGUCCUUGCAACUGAAGCUCAACCCAGUGUCCAAAAACAUGGACCACAAGGUGCAGGGCCAGGUCUCUCUUGUUCUGCAACUGAACCCUCGGGUAAAUGACCUUGACAGCUGGACCUCGACUGUGGACCUGUUCCCUUGCUCCAUGGAGGCCAACUUAGUCGAAGGUUCCCGGAGUGACCUGAUACACCUGAAGGCUGGCCACCGUCUCAGCGUGGAGCUGAGGGCCUAUCUGCAUGGAGUCCAGGGGCCGUACCAUGACUGGCAGCUCUCUCAGACGGACACCACCAGCUUUGUGCUCUUCCUUGUGAAGCCUGGCACCUCUUGA
Molecule: messenger RNA, 930 nt
Organism: Chionomys nivalis (European snow vole)
Lineage: Eukaryota; Metazoa; Chordata; Mammalia; Rodentia; Cricetidae
Gene: Tnfsf9
Product: TNF superfamily member 9
Exons: 3
Coding region: 1-930 (309 amino acids)
Biological process (GO): immune response; positive regulation of activated T cell proliferation; positive regulation of cytotoxic T cell differentiation
Cellular component (GO): plasma membrane
Molecular function (GO): tumor necrosis factor receptor binding
Source: RefSeq, a predicted model, not a curated record